Lepus europaeus (European hare) is the source of this 3356-nucleotide messenger RNA. It is a transcript of the gene ARMCX3, whose product is annotated as armadillo repeat containing X-linked 3. NCBI's taxonomy places the organism in Eukaryota, Metazoa, Chordata, Mammalia, Lagomorpha, Leporidae. Gene Ontology annotation, cellular component: mitochondrion. The transcript has 5 exons. The record is from RefSeq and is a predicted model, not a curated record. Gene Ontology annotation, molecular function: protein binding. Bases 510 to 1649 code for a protein of 379 amino acids.
GCUGACGUGUGCAGAAGUCCUUCUUGUCCUGGUCGUUGUUCCCGUCUGAGUACCAGCUUCCCUUUUGCCUUGAGGGCGGGCGGGCCUGCGGCAGAGGGAAGGAGGAGGAGAAGGAAAUCGUCCCGGAUCCCUGCAGAGGGUCCGAGGCUCUGCUCGGUGACCAGGCUUUCCUUAGGUUGCGGCACAACGCCAGGCAAGAGGAGAGGAAGGAAAUUAACCCGGAUCGGUGAAGGUCGAUUUGAGGGUCUGCUGUAGCAGGUGGCACCGUUUGAAGCAAGGGAGGAACUUUCCGUGGAUCAGAAGAGAUCGGAGAGAUUGCUGGGUGUGGCACACCUCCAGGGAAGGGCGAGCAAAGUGCCUGUCUUGAGGAGGUCUCCCUCCAGAACAAGUCAUUGAAGUGGCUGAAGACCCUCACCCUCCACAGGCCUGCACCCAGGCCCACAGCCCUCUCCCCCCACCCUGAGUGACUACCCUAUUUGUUGGUCCCUGCUAUCGCCAGGGACGAUUGCAUGGGCUACGCCAGGAAAGUAGGCUGGGUGACUGCAGGCCUAGUGAUUGGAGCUGGUGCCUGCUAUUGCAUUUAUAGACUGACCCGGGGAAGAAAACAGAACAAGGAGAAGAUGGCUGAGGGGGGGCCUGGGGAUGUCGAUGAUGCUGGGGACUGUAUGGGGGCCAGGUACAAUGACUGGUCCGACGAUGAUGAUGACAGCAAUGAGAGCAAGAGCAUAGUGUGGUAUCCACCCUGGGCCCGGAUUGGGACUGAGGCUGGGACCAGAGCUAGGGCCAGAGCAAGGGCCAGGGCCACCCGAGCGCGGCGCGCUGUCCAGAAACGGGCCUCCCCUAAUUCAGAUGAUACCAUUCUGUCCCCCCAAGAGCUGCAGAAAGUUCUUUGCUUGGUUGAGAUGUCUGAAAAGCCUUACAUUCUUGAAGCGGCUUUAAUUGCUCUGGGUAACAAUGCCGCUUAUGCAUUUAACAGAGAUAUUAUUCGUGAUUUGGGUGGUCUCCCCAUUGUUGCCAAGAUCCUCAAUACUCGGGACCCCAUAGUUAAGGAAAAGGCUUUGAUUGUCCUGAACAACUUGAGUGUGAAUACUGAAAAUCAGCGCAGGCUUAAGAUAUACAUGAAUCAAGUGUGUGACGACACAGUCACUUCUCGCUUGAACUCCUCUGUGCAGCUGGCUGGCCUAAGGUUGCUUACAAAUAUGACUGUUACUAACGAAUAUCAGCACAUGCUUGCUAAUUCCAUUUCAGACUUCGUUCGUUUGUUCUCAGCGGGAAAUGAAGAAACCAAACUGCAGGUUUUGAAACUCCUUCUGAAUUUGGCUGAAAAUCCAGCCAUGGCUAGAGACCUUUUCAGGGCCCAAGUACCAUCUUCACUGGGCUCCCUCUUUAAUAAGAAGGAGAACAAAGAGAUUAUUCUGAAACUUCUGAUCAUAUUUGAGAAUAUCAUUGACAACUUUAAAUGGGAUGAAAACGAGCUUACUCAGAAUCAGUUUGGGGAAGGUUCACUUUUUGUCUUUUUAAAAGAAUUUCAGGUGUGUGCUGAUAAGGUUCUGGGGAUAGAAAGUCACCAUGAUUUUUUGGUGAAGGUAAAAGUUGGAAAAUUCAUGGCUAAACUGGCUGAGCAUAUGUUCCCAAAGGGUCAGGAAUAAAUAACUUCUGAAUUUUGUAGUUUGGAAGCAGCACACAUUGUAAACUAUUCCUUUUCUCCACCUUGUUUAUAUGGUAAAGGAAUCCUUUUGGCUGUCAAUUUGGAAUAACGAAUAUCAUACCGUAUCGUCAGUGCUGACAUCUAACCUAGUUGGACUUCAGGUUUUAGCUGGAUGAAUGAAUAUCACUACUUGUUCUGAAAACAUGUUUGUUGCUUUUUACUUCGCAGCCUAGAUUGCAAUAUUUUUACUAUUUCCUCUGCAUAAGUGACAGUGAACCAAUUCUUCAUUAAGUAAGCUCCCUUCUGUCAUUUGCAUUGGUGUAUCAUUAAUAAAGUUGUGUGUUAAUGUUGGAAUGGCAAAAAGAAUGAAAGAAGAAAGAAACUCGCCUUGUCCUUCGGUUGAUAAUCUAGUUGGAGAGGUAAGAAAUAUAGCAAAACCAAAGAUAGCCUAGGCUAUCUAGAACCAUAAUCUUCACUGUCAGAGGUGCGUCCUCAGAGCACAGAGCAGGCCCAGGCUGUUGUGUAAUACACUGCCUGGGGGAGGCAGCCACUGCAGAUGAGUCCUGAGGGGUAGGGUGGCUGCGCAUUCCGCAAGACAGGACUGAGGGAGGAAUGGUAGGAGAAAGGCAUUGCGGUAGGAACCUUCUUCCUGUGACAGUCAGCUUUGAACGGAGAUUGUGGAAGAGUAAAUGAGUUGGGAAAACUGGGAGAAACCAGUUGUGGAGGGCUGUUCGACUGUUACCCCAUUGGACACCGAAAGCCACUGAGUGUUUUUGGCCAGAAAAUAAUUGGGAGCCAUAUAAAAGUUCCCACUUUCCCCUCAAUACUCCACAGUGUCAAUGAGAGUGUGGCGAAAUGUGCCCUCUUAAACCCUGGUGGUGACUAUUUGGUACUCCAUAUCAUAAGCCUUAAAAUAUGGGAACACAUUGUCCUGAGCAGUAAUUGAAUAAUUGACCAAAGAUGGCAUGUCUCAGGCUCUUCAUCCUGGCUCUGUCUCAUGUAGUAAAAAUUGGAAACUACUUCAGUGUCUAGCACACUGGAUUAGUUGAAUCCGUUUAAGGAAUAUUCACACAGUAGGGUAUGGUAAAUAUGGCGGUGAAAAUCUAUAUUGCCGGGAAAGAUAUCCAUCAUGCAUUGUUAAGUGAGAAAGAUGGGCUAGUUAGUACUGUUCAUACAGGAGUCCAGGUUUUGAAAAUAAUAAAACAGGUUUAAAAGACACUAAAAACUCUGGAAUUAAAAACACCAAAAUAGUAGCAGUAGGUAUCUGGGUGAAAAGAUAAUGACUGAUCUUAACUUUUUUACUUUUUGUUCAUCUAUGUGUUCUUACUAUCUAAAAUGAAUAUACUAUCUAAAAGGAAAUUUUUGUAAAAUGAAAAUAUUGAGAAUGAAGCAGAUUGAUUAGAGCAUAAACUGAGUGGAAAAAAUAUUUAGAUUAAAAAAGAGGUGAGUUGAAGUUUUCCUCCUUGAAAUGAUAGACGAGUGGUGGAGGCUUAAUAUGAGUUAUUGUGAGGACUAAAUGAGAUAAUAUACACAAGGUACUGACCAUGUUCUGACACAUAGCAGUUAAUCAAGAAAGUGAGCAGUUUUAAGUACCUAGAAUGCAGGAUUGAUAGUUUGUUGGCUGAACUUUGUUUUGCUGGGGGCAUUCUGCCAUGUUUUGGUGUCAUUUAAUAAAUAAUAACAAUAAAGGUUAACAUUUAUUAAGUGA